Messenger RNA from Penicillium egyptiacum, 915 nucleotides. NCBI's taxonomy places the organism in Eukaryota, Fungi, Ascomycota, Eurotiomycetes, Eurotiales, Aspergillaceae. The record is from the annotation of a GenBank genome assembly.
AUGGAUAAGCUUACCGCCCCGGAACCGGCAGAACAACGGGGCUCCGAGCCCGCCCCGGCCACACCUGUCAACACUACUUCCUAUAACUAUCAACUUCCUGGCCCUUUGAUUACUUCUCCUCAAGACCAUCUCCUUGAUCUAAACGACUUUAUUGAAUCAUACAACAGUCAAAUACAAUCCAUUCCCAGCAUGGCUGACCGUUUCCCUUCCCUAGAGGACUUCUCUGAGGGUCAAACUGAAGUAGCCGACGUCCAAGCCACCACAGAUGAUGAUUUCCUUGCCCGUGAGCGUGCCGCACUCGGUGAAGACGCUGAGCAAUUCGCUACUUCUCAAGACCACGUUGCUGGUGCGAAUGUAGGCGCGGUGGAUGACGACUUGCUCGGCGGAGGUGACGAGCCCGCUGAGGAGAUUGGCCAAUUUGAAUCAUCCUUCCCCUCCGUUGUGACACAGAACCAGAACGAGCGCGUUGCUCCCGGUGGCACAAUCACUGGCUCCGGCUCACCCUUCCCCCGCACCGGAUACCAGAGCGCUCAGGAACCCGAGGAUGAGGGAGAUGCUGUUCGUGAAUGGCGCGAGAAACGUGAUUCUGAGAUCGCCCGCCGUGCAGAGGUCUCCGCCGAGAAGAAGGCUAGUACCGUCAAGAAGGCACAAGAGGAUAUUGAUGAUUUCUACGUUUCCUACAACAACAAGGCCGAUAAAAACCGCUCCCACACCCGCGCUGAGGCUGAACAGUUCCUCGCCAACCGGGAGGAUACAUCUGCGGGUGGCACCAGCUGGGAGCGCAUUGCUAAGUUGGUUGAUGUAUCGGGCAAGGGCUCCGCGGGCGGUGCCAGCGGCUCCGGAAAGGAGCGCUUCCGCGAAUUGUUGCUCGACCUCCGAAAAGACCAGGAGGCUCCUGGCUCCAGCGGAAUCUAG